AUGAUUGAUCAGCGCCAUGAUAUCGCCUCCACCGAUGACGCUAUAAAAUGGUGGAAGCAAUCGUCUUCAAAUAAUGGAAACCAAAAUGGGGAGAUCGUUGUGGAAGGGAAAGAAACUCUGAAACCGAAUCGAAAAGUACCGCUGACAACAGGGGCAGCCAUAGCCCUCUCAAUUCUUUGCAUCGCUUUAAUGCUGCCCGGAGCUGAACUGACAAUCCCAAGCCAAAAAGAAAAAUCGCAUUCGAUGAUGUUCUCACUGAAUACGAAUCAAUUCCAGGAGUCAACUCAACAAGGUAUAUCUGCUAUUCCUGAAAAUCAGAAUUACAAAUCUAUGACCAAAACCAAUCCUCAUUUUUAG
Molecule: messenger RNA, 357 nt
Organism: Anisakis simplex (herring worm)
Lineage: Eukaryota; Metazoa; Nematoda; Chromadorea; Rhabditida; Anisakidae
Source: the annotation of a GenBank genome assembly